CGGUCUGGUAGUGUUGUGUUUUUAAAGGCGCCUCGCUAACUGGGCGCGGAGUAGUGAUCCUCACGUUUUAGGACGUUUUUUUCCUCCUGUUCAAUAGGUAUAGGCGUUCAAUAGGUAUAAGCGUCUGUUUGGUUGUUGUUGUUUUUUCUAUUUAUACCCUUCAUUUUAGAGUCGCUCUGAAUUAUUUCUUUUGAGGGUCUUCGGACACCAAAGUUGCGUUGAAUCUUGCGGUCGUCGUUAGUUUAAUAAGUUAGUAGCCGCCAUGUCGGGUGUUGUACGAGGCCCCGCAGGGAACAACGAUUGCCGAAUUUACGUGGGGAAUCUACCGCCAGACAUUCGCACGAAAGACGUGGAGGACGUGUUCUACAAGUACGGGACGAUCCGAGAUAUCGACCUGAAGAACCGCAGAGGAGGCCCGCCCUUCGCCUUCAUUGAGUUCGAAGAUCCGAGGGACGCCGAUGAUGCGGUUUAUGGACGUGAUGGAUACGACUACGACGGCUACAGACUGCGGGUGGAGUUUCCGCGGAGCGGCAGAGGCUCCAGAGGCGGUUAUGGGGGCGUAGGCGGAGCACCGAGGGGGAGAUAUGGACCUCCGUCCAGGCGCUCCGAGUACAGGGUCGUUGUGUCAGGUCUUCCUCAGAGCGGCAGCUGGCAGGACCUGAAGGACCACAUGCGCGAGGCCGGUGACGUGUGCUACGCAGACGUCUACAGAGACGGAACCGGAGUUGUAGAGUUUGUGCGCAAAGAGGACAUGACCUAUGCCGUCCGAAAGCUGGACAACACCAAAUUCCGCUCCCAUGAGGGAGAGACUGCUUACAUUCGUGUGAAAUUAGACGGUCCCCGCAGCCCAAGUUACGGAAGAUCACGCUCCCGCAGCCGUGGCAGCCGAAGCCGGAGCCGCAGUCGCAGCGCCAGCCGCAGUCGCAGCAAUUCCCGCGGUCGCGGCAGAGGAUCUCCCCGCUACUCGCCCCGCCACAGCCGCUCUCGUUCCCGUUCUUAAACCUAGCCGUCAUCGAUCUUUUUCCCUUCUGAUGUAUUCCCUUCCUGUUUUUACCCCUAAGUUUCUCCAGAUGUCGGCUAUGGAUUUGUUUUAAUUUUUUUUUACGUUUCUUGUCCUUUUGUCCUUGUGGAUGAUCUUGGUAUGUAGCUGUAACCCCCCCCUCCCUCCUCCUCCUCCUAUUAUCUUUCCCUCUUCCUCUCCCACCUCUUUGCCCCCUUUGUUUUCUCCUCCUCUCCCCUUCUCUAUCAUCUCAGAUUCGGAACAUUACAAGUUGUGCUGUGGUGAUCUUCAAAAAUGUUGAGUUGUGGUUCACACUCAAUGUUUUUGCAGGUGUUAAUCUGAAGUUUCUGUUUAUUUUUAUUUUUUUAUUUAGUAACCUCUCUUUGGAUAUGUGUGGGUUGGGCUGUUUUUUUUGGUUGGAAGCCCGAUGCUUAACUGUAUUUUACCCUUGUGUCUUCCUUUAGACAUCUGAGGAGAAGGAUUAAAGUGAUUUGGAAUAAAACCAUUGUGGAGCACAUUUCAUUUGUAUGGUCAGGAUACAAAUAGGACAUCUAGGAGGAGGAUAGGACAUCUAGGAGCAAUCAGGUCGAGGCAAUGGUAUGCUUCAUAUUCCAUAAACUGAUCAUUUUGACAGGUUGCCAUGUCAUGCAUGUUAUUUAACAAAGAUAUGUGUACUGUACUUUGUUAAGACAGUCUGUAACAUGCUACUCUGGUUUCUGACAGAAUAAGCAGUCCUAAAUCAAGUGUUGCGAUGUAAGUGUAAUCCUUGCUGUCAAAUGUAAAAACAGAACUGCUUUGUACAAAAAGCGUCCCAGUUUUGAGCAUCCUCGUUGGUUAAAAAUGUCAGGAUUUUUCUUUAGAUUUUCUUUUUUAGUCUUUUGAGUGUUCAGUGGAAAAAAUAAAAAUAAAAUUAGGCCCAAAACUCUUGACAUUUUAUUCUAACAGUCUGCCUCUGAUUUUCUUCCUGGUAUUUCAAGGUUUUGAUUGGAGGAGUGGCUCAAUGGAUCCCAAUCCUUGGAGCUGGAUGAGUGGAUCGAUUAGGAAAGGGAUAGGCAAGGAUGGAUGCUCGGGAACGGGAGCAGUUUUUCGAGGAUUCAAAUUUAUCAGAACUAAAAUAAUGGGAGUCCCAGAGCACCUUUUUUUUUUUUUUCUUUUUUUGCCCUUUUGGCUUAGGCCCCAAUGGCUUUAUGAUAGAAGAAAACGAAACAGAGGACCAGGAAGUUGGAUCAAAGGAUGGAGUCGUAGAUGCCUGGUAUGGGGGAAUUUUUAACAAAUAUGGGGAGGUUGGGAUGGGAUUAAAGUUUGUAAUUUUGCUUUGCUUAAUCUUUCUUUUAGCAUUUUCAAUAAACACACUUUCAAACAA
Fundulus heteroclitus (mummichog) is the source of this 2363-nucleotide messenger RNA. It is a transcript of the gene srsf1a, whose product is annotated as serine and arginine rich splicing factor 1a. The record is from RefSeq and is a predicted model, not a curated record. Gene Ontology annotation, molecular function: mRNA binding. The transcript has 4 exons. The coding region runs from base 263 to 1000 and encodes 245 amino acids. Lineage: Eukaryota; Metazoa; Chordata; Actinopteri; Cyprinodontiformes; Fundulidae. Gene Ontology annotation, cellular component: cytoplasm; nucleus; ribonucleoprotein complex.